CGCGCCCUGAUGUAAAUGGCGCGGAGCUGCACGUGGUCCGUGUUCAGGGUAAAAGACGAGCAGCGAGCUGAGCUCAGCGCGACAGACUUCCGGAGCGACACCAUGUCUCUGUACCGCAACUCCGCCUGGUUCCUGAAGGGAAUGACCGAGUUCACCAGGAGCGCCUUCUUGACCGCCUCCAAGCUCUUUGUGGAGAAGGACCUGGAGGUGGCCAUGGCUGGACGCUCCUUCAUGAUAACAGGAGCCAACAGCGGCAUUGGGAGAGCCACCGCCAUGGCCAUCGCUAAGAGAGGCGGAACGAUCCACAUGGUGUGUCGGAACAAGGACAAGGCCGAGGAGGCAAGGGCUGACAUCGUAAAGGAGACGGGAAAUAAAGAGGUCUACGUGCACAUCCUGGACAUGUCUGAGACAAAGAAGGUGGGGGAGUUUGCUGAGGGCUUUAAGAGAAAGUACAAGGCCCUUAAUGUGCUGAUCAAUAAUGCAGGCUCCAUCAUGAGUCAGAGGGACGUGAAUGCUGAGGGCCUUGAGAAGAGCUUCGCCACCAACGUCCUUGGGAUUUACAUCCUCACCAAGAGUCUCAUUCCUUUGCUGGAGAAGAGCGCAGAUCCCAGAGUGAUCACAGUGUCUUCAGGGGGAAUGCUGGUGCAGAAGCUCAGGACGGGAAACCUCCAGUCGGACAGAGGCCGCUACGACGGCACCAUGGUCUACGCCCAGCACAAAAGGCAGCAGGUGGUGAUGACAGAGCAGCUGGCAAAGACUCACACGAACAUCCACUUCUCCGUCAUGCACCCCGGCUGGGUGGACACUCCGGCUGUGGCCAAUGCGAUGCCGGACUUCCAUCGCUCCAUGAAGGACAGUCUGCGAACCCCGGAGCAGGGGGCGGACACCGCGGUGUGGCUGGCUGUGUCUGAGGCCGCAAUCACAAACCCGAGUGGACGCUUCUAUCAGGACCGGAAGAUGGUGUCCACCCACCUGCCGCUGGCCUGGACCCACAGCUCCCCCCUGGAGGAGCAGGAGUUGAUGUCUCUGAUUGAGGACUUGGCCAAGACAUUCCAGCCUCACUGAGACAGGAGGACACGCGACACCAGUACACAACCAGUACUAACAGCCUCAGUUAACAGGGGCCCCGGCCGGGCUCCACAAUGGAUCUGUUGUCCCAGAAGCAUGUGGAGUGAUUGAAUCAGUUUUGGUCACUGGCUCAUAGCGGGACAAAUGGAAACCUGUCGGACUAAACUCACCUGUAACUGAGGGAUUAGUAAGAUUCGUAAUGCUGCUUAACUAGUGAUAUGAGAAAUGAGAUUUCUUAUUUGUGAGCUUAACAUCUGUCUUAAAACUUAACUAUGAUAGUGAUGCUGCUUUCAAUAAGGUUUUAUCUCGCUGAUGGAGAGAACAUCGUCUUAAACUACACACACGAACAAACAACCAUCCAGCCUGUUGCUGUGACUUUGUGAAAGUCGUCAAUCAGAUGGGAAUCUGAUGUGACCCAGGUCACACACACACACACACACACACACCAGUCUCGGGCGCAGUCUGACGUUAUUGUCUGCAUAACUAACAUUAGUGCCACGUUGCCGAUCUGUAUUAAGUAACUCCUUUAUUUGCUAUACUGUCGUGCAGCUACUGUUCGCUGCAGGUGGAGCUCAGGCUGGAGAUGAAGUGUUCUCUCUGUGAGCAGCAUUAAAUAAACCACAGCAGUGUCGCCUGUCACGUGCAAUAAAACCUGUGUAUUUAUUUAAAAAGGGGCCUUUUAACUGACUGUGUCUUUGGUGUGAGGUUGAUUCUUGUGAAACGCUUGAAUAAAGAACAUGACUAAUGUUUCUGUGUCAAUGUGCAGCUUUAAAAUAAAAACAGUCAAAUGGA
Molecule: messenger RNA, 1860 nt
Organism: Scophthalmus maximus (turbot)
Lineage: Eukaryota; Metazoa; Chordata; Actinopteri; Pleuronectiformes; Scophthalmidae
Gene: dhrs12la
Product: dehydrogenase/reductase 12-like a
Exons: 10
Coding region: 16-1065 (349 amino acids)
Source: RefSeq, a predicted model, not a curated record